Chelmon rostratus (copperband butterflyfish) is the source of this 2859-nucleotide messenger RNA. RefSeq names its product keratinocyte-associated protein 3. Bases 101 to 763 code for a protein of 220 amino acids. The transcript has 6 exons. The record is from RefSeq and is a predicted model, not a curated record. Lineage: Eukaryota; Metazoa; Chordata; Actinopteri; Chaetodontiformes; Chaetodontidae.
AGUGGACAGAGGGAAGUUGGAGUUUGUCUGUUGUUGAAGAGGUGCUUGAGAAUUGCGGCCACUGAUUUCUUCAAAGCGAGGCUUGUGACCCAGCAGAGAGAUGUGCACUUUCGAUAAAGACAAAGGGCCAAGAAGGGUGAUGAGAAAAGGAUUAGCUCUCAUCCUGAUCGGCCAUAUUAACUUCAUCCUUGGAGCAAUUGUCCAUGGCAGUGUCCUCCGCCACAUUUCCAAACCCACCCAGCAUGUCUCCACUGAGUACACUGUAGCCAACAUCAUCUCUGUCACCUCUGGCCUGCUGAACAUUACCACCGGGAUUAUUGCCAUCUUGGUGUCACGGAACCUUCGUUUGAUAAAACUGCAAGUAGGACUCCUCAUCACCUCAUUCCUGAACGCCCUGCUCUCAGCAGCAACCUGCGUUGGGCUCCUCUUGGCCAUUAGUAUCACUGUUGCCCACAACGGGCAGGGCCUGAUGCUGGGGUGCAAUGACACGCUGGUGCCCAUCAACGCUCGGUCACCUGUCAGUGCCAGAUGCCCCUUUGAUACGACACGAAUCUUUGACACCACCUUGGCGCUGUGGAUCCCCUCUGCUGUGCUGGCAGCGGUUGAGUCUGGACUGUCUGUCUGGUGCUUCGUCAUUGGAUUGGCUCUCAGAGGGCUGGCACCCUGUGGGAACAGCUACAUCAAAGAGCAGUUGGAGGCAGACGCUGGGGACUCCGCGCACAGCCACCGCCUGAUUAGACAGCGCUUGAAUUCUGACGUCUAACUGAGCAGGAAGGACACCACUGUGCGUAGACAAGCACGGCUCAAUCCCAAAAGGCAUUGUAACACCUGUGUAGAGACUAGCAGUGUCACUGUGGAACAGGAGUGAAAUCAGUUUGAGGAAACUGGUUUUUGCUUUGUUUUAUCAUUUAGCCACGCACCUCGAUUCACAGAUGGGUCACCAAAUGGCUCUAUUUGCUUUCCUUUAUAAACCAAACAGUUUAUCAUGUGGCUGAAGCUGUGAGCAGAAUACAUUUGGGUCGUACCUGAUGAAACCCAUCAGUGGCAAAUUCAUGAACAGUGACAUUUCAUCAUAAAACAAAACGUUUGUUUCAGUGGGUGCAUUCCAAAGUUGAGCUCCUGUUGUGCAGAUAUUGGGAUUCAGUGUGCAUAUACGUAUGUGGAAGCUACAAGGAGAUAGAAAUGUUGUCUUAUCAGGAUCCAUCUACGACUGCUGGGGUUCAGCAGUUCUUUCAGUUUGAAGAAACCUUCGUUUAUGAAGAAAGUACUUUUUUUAUUUACUAAAAAUAUGUUUGAUUAUUUUAGCUGCAUUAAGAUGUAUUUUAGCUUCUAUGAACUCACAUUUCAGCAAAACGUUUUUUUUAACUGCAAAUGUUUUUAAUAUUUUAUUGUUUGUCGAGAUUCAGAACCACUUCGUUGCAUCUGAAAUGCAUUUAAGAAACCAUGCUCAUCAGUGUUUGUCUACAUUUAACGCCCACACAGACUCAUUUUUCUGCUUAUGGACUUUAUUAAAUUGUAGUGUGGAGUCAUAUCAUGUAAACUGUGUGAUAUGUUUAAAAUACAAAAUAUUUAGUAUUAUGUAGGUAUACAUUACUUGGCUUCAAAAUAUAUUGGCCAUGCUAAUUUGCACUUCUUGACAAUAAUUUGUAUUAUUAGAUAAUAAAUGCAGUUAGUGACUAGUUGAACACACCAGAGGAACAGCAACUGUACUACAUUUUCUGUUUUUUUUUCAACAUUUUGCUAAUUUUUGUUUAAAAAUUUUCUCUGAUCACAUCAAUGAUGUGAUUUUCUCUGACCACAUCACUGUUUGUCAGUUUUGUGCUAGAAUUUGUUGAACUUCCUAAAAUUAUGCUUAAUAUACUUGUUUGUUGCUUUUGUCACAAACAUAUGCAGUGAGAAAAUUACAAUGGAGAAACUAAAAUAGCAAAUUAAAUAAUAAUAAAUCUUUUUUUCUGUUCAGACUCCUAAAAUGCAGCAUCAUGUUAAAAAGAAAGGACAGGAAAAUAAUCUGGAUUGCUGUGUGUGGACUGAGGGCAUUCGUGUAAGUACAGAAUACUGUGGUUAAAUGUCAAGUGGGCUCAUAGAAAGAGGUUAAAGCAGUAUGUAGGCCAGCUGCCUCUCAGCUGACACAGACCCCCCACAAUUUAACGGCAGAGAAGAUCAGAUCAGCCAUGAAACAGUUAAUCUAGCGCCGUGCUCAAUUGUGUGGAAAGGAAUCAUAGCACGCAAUGCUAAUCCUCAGGCUUUAAGGGAUAAAUAUUGACAUAGCGUUGACUGAUACAAUCACAACAAGUCUGUUUGGCCGUUUCAGUCAGUAUGACAGUGAUGUCACGCUGCAGACUCAUGAAAUUUGUAUUUGAAAUCACAAGAGGUAAGAGUAUAGGUGUGUGAAGAUAUUACAGCAAGCAUAUUGUCGUACGUUGUGAUACUGGAAUGAUCUGCUGGCAUCAGUAAUGGAGGUUUAUGCGGAAUGUAGUCCAUGUAUACAUUUUAUCACAAUUCUGUACUUUAUUUCAAUAAUCAACCAUUUAAAAUAAUAUCAACAAAUUACUCAUUUGUGAAAGGGUAUGUGCUAUUACUUAGAUGAUCAGGGAUAAAAUUAGCUGUGUUAUUUCUUAAAAUCGACUGAACUGAAAAGCUGUCAUUAAAUGUAGUGGUGUUGUGCAACCAGGACAGCCUGGUGGCACAACACCAGUGUCAUCACUCAUCUUUCCCCUGAUUCAGCCAAGCUGUAAACUCUCUCACAGGUGCUAGAGGAGUUUGUGACAAAUGUGGAUGUACUGUACAUUUCAUUAUUUGCUUUAUGAUUUUCUAGCAGUGCAUUCAUUAAAUGUAUGAUUUUUAUUAAAGAUUUUGAUA